AUGGCUGAAAGCGACAAGUACGAGGUGCUGGAGAAGAUCGGCCAUGGCUCGUUCGGCGUCAUCCGAAAGGUGCGGCGGAAGGCAGAUGGCAUGAUUCUUUGCCGAAAGGAAAUUAGCUAUCUGAAGAUGUCGCAAAAGGAGCGCGAACAACUCCAUGCCGAGUUUCAGAUCCUGUCGACCCUGAAGCAUCCAAACAUUGUCGGCUAUUACCACAGAGAGCAUCUGAAGGAAACACAGGACCUGCACUUGUACAUGGAGUAUUGCGGCAACGGGGAUCUCGGUCGUGUUAUUCGCGACUUGGCAGCCAAGAAUCAGUAUGCCGAGGAGUCAUUUGUCUGGAGCGUUUUCGCUCAGCUUGUGACGGCCCUCUAUCGCUGCCACUACGGCGUCGACCCUCCCGAAGUCGGUAAGACCGUGCUCGGCCUGGGCAAAACCGCCAGGCCAAAACUUCCGACAGGCGGUAUGACAAUCUUACAUCGAGACCUUAAACCAGAGAAUGUGUUUCUCGGCGAGGACAACUCGGUCAAACUCGGCGACUUUGGACUUUCCAAAGUCAUGCAAUCCCAUGAUUUCGCAUCGACAUAUGUCGGCACACCCUUUUACAUGUCGCCCGAGAUCUGUGCCGCCGAGAAAUACACCCUCAAGUCCGAUAUCUGGUCGCUGGGCUGCAUUAUCUACGAGCUCUGCACGAGGGAGCCUCCCUUCAAUGCCAAGACUCACUAUCAGUUGGUCCAAAAGAUCAAGGAGGGCAAGAUUGCACCUCUGCCGGCAGUCUACUCGGCCGAGCUUUUCACCAUUAUCAAGGACUGUUUACGCGUCAACCCAGACAGAAGACCCGACACGGCUGCUUUGCUGAACCUGCCUCUGGUACGGCUGAUGCGAAAGGAGAAGGAGGUUGUCGACUUUAGCAAAACACUGAAGGCCAAGGAAGAAUCCUUGAACAGGCGGAUCCGAGAACUCGACAACGAGCGAAUCACGAUGCGGCAGGAGAUUGACGCCGCCCUCCGAAGAGAGUGGGAAGUGAAGGCCCGGCUUGAAAUCGACCGCUUGGUUGCCCUCGAGAUCGAGCAGCUCCAGAGGAAGUUUGAGCAAGAGGUACAAGCCCGGGUGGAGAUGGAGCUACAGGCGCACAGAAAGGCGCUGGCGCUUCGAGAGAAUGACCGGCACGACCUCUCCUCAUCCUCAUCGCUUUCCAAGUCCGAGUACCCGCAGUCCUCAAUUGGCUGCGCAAGCCCCGACGGCGAAUUUCCUUCAACCACAGACAUCUCGGAAUUUUCGGUCGAGUCUCCGGAUACCUCGAUGCACCCUUUUAAGAAAAGCACCCGAACUCCUUUCGCACGCGCGCAGACCAUGUUCGCCAUGGCCCCUGGAACGCCCAUGGAUAUUGAGAUGGCCUCGCCGUCACCUAUGACCAUCGCUUCACUAUCACUAUCCCCCCGCCGUACCGCUGCGACGAAACCACCAGUCCUACACCCCGCUAAUAUCUUCGCCGCGAACCAAAACGGAGGCGUAAAUCGAUGGGAAGAUUCGCACAGCCCAGUGGGCUCCGACUCCGAGUCGGACGACGAUGUUAACAUCCCGUCUCCGACAAGGAUGAUUAAGUCGAGCAAAAACCCGUUUACAUCCAAGGCGCGACCCCAACUUCACGCACAAAAAUCCAUGCCCGCCCACCGUCUGCAGUCCAAGCAAUCGGCCGUGCCACAGACCGGCAAGACGAUCCCAGCCGCCACAUCCAUCCCGGACUUGCAGACCCUUCGCCACGUGGGGAGCAGCGGCGCGCUCCAGGACCGAAGCAGCAACAGUCCCAGCCGCCGGUUGACCAAAAUACCCUCGGCGGCCAACCUGAAAUCAAACAGCGGCGGCAGCGGUGGCAGUGAUCAACCCUCGGGAUCAUCAUCACCCCUCAACCGCAAGCCAUCACAACCGCAGCUUCAGCCCGGGGCGCAGGGUGUUGCAGGAGCACCCGCCGUCCAGCCACCCAUGCUCAACAAGGCAUUGCCCGCGCCAGGCAAGAACAACAUCCGCGGCCGCACCCUCGUGGAGCUACAGCAGGCCCGGGCCGGGGGCAGGCCGCUCAGCGCUGUGUUCCCUAGCGAGACGACAAGCACAGCGUUUAAUGCGUGUGCUGGCAACAACAAUAACCACAACGCGACCGUCCCCAGCCCCGUGCGCGCCUUCAGAGAGCAUGCGGCGGCGGCCAACCGGGGGCCCACGCUCGCCUCGGAACCGGCGGCUGUUUGGGAUCCGGACCGGGACGAGAUGCCUAGUCCGUUUUUGGUCAGGCGGAAGCCGGUUGUUCGGACUUGA
Canariomyces notabilis is the source of this 2307-nucleotide messenger RNA. Its product is annotated as kinase-like protein. Gene Ontology annotation, molecular function: protein serine/threonine kinase activity; ATP binding. The transcript has 3 exons. The coding region runs from base 1 to 2307 and encodes 768 amino acids. Lineage: Eukaryota; Fungi; Ascomycota; Sordariomycetes; Sordariales; Chaetomiaceae. The record is from RefSeq and is a predicted model, not a curated record. Gene Ontology annotation, cellular component: nucleus; cytoplasm; mitotic spindle pole body. Gene Ontology annotation, biological process: protein phosphorylation; chromosome segregation.